Molecule: messenger RNA, 9881 nt
Organism: Astyanax mexicanus (Mexican tetra)
Lineage: Eukaryota; Metazoa; Chordata; Actinopteri; Characiformes; Acestrorhamphidae
Gene: nbas
Product: NBAS subunit of NRZ tethering complex
Exons: 52
Coding region: 49-7137 (2362 amino acids)
Biological process (GO): retrograde vesicle-mediated transport, Golgi to endoplasmic reticulum
Cellular component (GO): Dsl1/NZR complex; endoplasmic reticulum membrane
Molecular function (GO): SNARE binding
Source: RefSeq, a predicted model, not a curated record
GAGCCUCUGAGGGCACUGUAGAGAGUGACGUAGCCCUGCAUUGGAAACAUGGCUGCAGAUUUCCUCGCUGAGGAGGAGGAGGAGAAUAUUCUGUAUGAUUUGCUGGUUAAUACGGAGUGGCCGGCGGAGACGGACACGCAGGUGCGAGGAUUUAAGGAGUACAGCUCCUCUGCUGUCGCUAAAGCUGUGACAGGACCGUUUCGCUUUAUUUUGCACUACCUUUGGUACAGCCCCUCAAGUUCUUCCCUGCCCCCCGGAUUGGUGCGCCUCGCAGCAAAGCAAAUCAACUGGCAACUGGUGCUAGCAAGUAAUGGGAAGCUCCUGGCCGUGGUUCAGGAUCAGUGUGUGGAAAUUAGGUCGGCCAGAGAUGACUUUGGAUCUGUCAUUGGAAAAUGCCAAGUUCCCAAAGACCCGUCUCCUCAAUGGCGGAAAGUGGCUUGGAGCCACGACUGUACCCUUCUGGCCUACGCAGACAGCACUGGCACUGUGCGAGUCUUUGACCUGAUGGGCGGUGAGCUUUUCAUCAUUCCUCCGGCUGUGAGUUUCCCUGGUGAUUACAGCUAUGCUGCUGCUGGAUUGAUCUUCCUGGAGUACACCGCCAGCGCCCAGUGGUCAGCUGAGCUGCUGGUUAUCACCUAUGGGGGCCAGCUCAAGAGCUACCUGGUCAGCAUGGGAACCAAUCAGGGCUUCCACGAGAGUCACACCUUCAGCUUUUCCACUCAUUAUUUUAAUGGAGUGACUGCGGCAAUCUACCAUCCAGGCCACAGGUUGCUGCUGGUGGGCGGUUGUGAAUCAGGUGACAGAAACUCAUCCAGAGCCUCUCGCUGUGGCAUCACUGCCUGGAGGGCGUUAUCUGGGUCACCUUACUAUAAACAAGUGACCAGUUAUGAAGAUGAUGUCUGUGCGUCCCAGAGGAGAGGUCUGUUCAAAAUGCCCAGUUUUAGACUCUUUUCCAGGCAAAACAACGAGCAGGAUGGCGUGUUUAGGAUGAGCGUUUCUCCUGACGGUUUAACGCUGGCUGUAAUCCACUUCUCGGGCACGCUCAGUCUGUGGGACGUUCCAUCGCUCAAACAGAGGAGCAGCUGGGUGCAGGAGGAGCAGCCUGGAUAUGAGGAGAUCAACCCAGAGUGGAAGACUUCACUGGAGAAAAGAAAGAAAAUAAAAGAUAAGGAGCAGUAUCAGUGUCUGAUGGAUGUGGGGUGGUGGAGUGAUCAGGCUCUGAUCCUGGCUCGCUGUUCCGGCUCUCUCACCGUCUCCUCCGUGCGCUCUCUCUCUAACUUGCUGGGGAAAUCCUGUGAGUGGUUUGAACCCUCUCCCCGGGUCACUUCUGCGCAUGACGGGGGCUUCCUCAGCCUUGAGUGUGAGAUUAAACUGGCUCAGAAGCGCUCCCGUGUGGAGAGUAGUGGCACCAGUGAAGAAGGUGAUGAUGGUGAGGAAGACUCUGACUCUGAUGAAGAGGGCUCUGCUAAGGCUCGGUAUUUUGGCUAUGUAAAGCAGGGCCUGUACUACGUGACCGAGAUGGAACGCUUUGCACCACCGAGGAAGCGUCCUCGCACCGUCACCAAAAACUACCGCCUGGUCAGCUUGAGGUCCACCACACCCGAGGAACUCUACCAGAGAAAGAUUGAUAAUGAAGAAUAUGGUGAAGCUCUAUCUCUGGCUCAUGUUUAUGGACUGGACUCUGACUUGGUCUAUCAGAGACAGUGGAGGAAGUCUUCUGUCAGCAUCGCAUCUAUUCAGGACUACUUGAGUAAGAUAAAGAAGCGUUCCUGGGUUUUGCAUGAAUGUGUUGAGAGGGUCCCUGAGAAUGUGGACGCUGCCAAAGAGCUACUGCAGUAUGGCCUAAAGGGAACAGACCUGGAGGCCCUUAUCGCCAUCGGGAAUGGAGAGGAUGGAGGCAGGUUCAUCUUACCGGGUGACAUCGACAUCGAUGACUCCUCUUACGAAGAUUUCCAGUCAGUGGAGGAGGAGAUGGAGCGAAAGAAAGAGAGAGAGACGAAGAAGAGACAAGAGCUGCUUAAGAAAGUGGACUUCAGCAAGUUGACUCUGGAGCAGAAGGAGCUGUGUAGAAGCAGACUGAAGCUGCUCUGCUAUCUGGACCGCCUGGCCACGUACGAGGAGAUUCUGGGAGGACCCCAUGCUGCAGAGCAGAGAUAUGACUCUGAGUUUUUCAAGAAGUUCCGCAAUCAGAAUAUAGUCUUGUCAGCAAGAACUUACGCCAGGGAGAGUAACGUGCAGGCUCUUGACAUUCUCUUCACCUAUCACGGAGCUGAGCUGCUCCAGCAUCGUCUCGCCAUACUGUGCAAUUUCCCAGAAACCACCUCUCCCCACGAGUACACUGUGCUGCUUCCUGAGGCCUGCAUGGAUGAUAAGUCGAAUCUGGUGUCCAUUCCAUGGGAUGAGCAGAGGCACAGAGACAUGGACUGGUGUGAAGAUCCUCAGUGCAGGGCGAUGGUGGAACCGUCUAUGGUGGAUGAUCACUUCCUUUAUGAGGAGCAGCCAGAGCUGAAACGAUUCUGCACAGUCGACCCACCUAUCUCUCUCCUCACUGACUGGUACCUGACCAGAGCACAAGAGAUUGAGCACAACUCUCGUCAGGUGGACUGUGCGCUGUCUCUGGUGCGUCUGGGGAAGGAGCGGGAGAUCCCUGGGCUGGAGUUGCUUUGUGACGACCUGGUUACCAUGGAGACACUGGUGUAUGAGGCGUGCGAGAUGAGCCUCAGUCUGAGGGAGCUGCAGCAGCUCCGAGACAUCGACAAGCUCCGCCUCCUCAUGAAGAAUUCGAGUGAGGAGUGUUAUGUGAAGAAUGUUCUGCAGUGGAUGGUUCCCUUCCUCCACCGCUGUGAGGGUCAGAAAGGGGGGACAGCCACAGCCCUUCUCCGAGACUACCUGGUGUCCCUCGCCCGCGAGGACCUCUCACUGCCACUCAAAAUCUUCCAGCACUCCAAACCAGGCUGUCAGCAGAAGAUCGUUGCUGAUCCAGAUGAGCUGAUGUCUGUGGCACUGGAGUGUAUCUACAGCUGUGAACGAGAUGACCAGCUUGCUCUGAGCUAUGACAUACUGGAGUGUCUGCCUCAAAGAGGAUACGGGACCGAGACGAAGGCCACGAAAGCUCUGCAUGACCAAGUGGACUCUCUGGAGAAGCAUCUCAGUGUUGCGGAGGUGUUGGAGAAGCAUGGUCUGCAGAAGCCCAUUUCAUACGUGAGGAGCAGUCAGAGCAGUAAGGAGGAGGCUUACCAGCUGAUGGUCAAGCUCACUCGCCACACUGGACGCAAGAACCCACCGGUCAGCGAGAGCGUGUGGAGGGACUUACUGCAGGAUCUACUGGACAUGCAGCAGAACGUCUACUCCUGCCUGGAACCUGCUACAUGCCAUCAGGUGUUUGUGGAGAGUCUGUUGUGCUCUGGUCGUGAGGAGAAUGUGAAGCUGGCGGGUCAGCUGAUGCAGCGGAGCUCCAUGUCUCAAGACGUUCCCGGCAGCACUGCGUUUAGGGGCAAAGCUCCUCCUCGUGUGGCGUAUGCCCGCAGUGUGGAGUUGGUGCUAGCCUCUGCCCGUGAAUACUUCAACUCCUCAGCCACUCUUAACGACCCCUGCAUCAACCUGGCACGGUCAUGUCUGCAGUUGAUCACUGAUUGCCCUCCUCCAAUCCAAGAAGAGCUGGACCUCAUCAGUGCUCUCUCACAACUGGAACACUUUGGAGUUAAAGUCCUGCCUUUACAAGUGCGUCUGCGUGAUGACUGCCUCUCGCUGAUAAAGGAGUGUAUCUCGCAGUGUCCCACAGCCUACAAACAGUCCACUCUGCUGCUGGAGCUGGCCAGGCUACUGCGAGUAGCAGGUGAUGAUGAGGCCCGGCGAAAGGGCCAGGUUCUAACUCUGUUGGCUGAGCAGGCUCUGCAGUGUCACGACUAUAAAGCCUCCUACAUCCACUGCCAGGACCUGAUGGCUGCAGGCUACAGUGAAGGUUGGGAUGUGUGUGCUCAGCUGGGUCAGUGCGAGACUUACGCCCAACUGUCGUCCCGCCAGGAGCUGAUGGCCUUCGCUCUGACACACUGCCCUCCUGCCAACAUCCAGAACCUCCUGGCGGCCUCCAGCUCUCUGCAGACACAGAUUCUCUACCAGGCAGUGAAUUACAAGAUCGACCCCUCUCAAGCCAAGGCAGAGGGAGAAGAUACGGAUCAGGCUGCUGUCUCUGUCAGUGUUAGUGGAGGGUCUCUGGGAGGUGCUCAGCCUGCAGCUCUGCUUCAGAGGACCACUGCUCGCACCAUGGAGGUCUUGACCAGCACCACACUGACCACUAAGGCUGUUCUCACUGCUGUCAGUGACUCACACUGGUGGAAGGAGUCUAUUAACUACCUCCGCCCACUGCAUGGUCAGGAGUCGGAUUCUCACCGCACCGGGGCGGCUGGAGAGAACGCUGCUGUGGAGAAACAGGGAUGCAGCCCUUUCUAUGAGGAGUUGCUGGAGGAUCCCUACGUCAGUCCAAUGGAGGAUGUCUACUCCACGUAUGAUUACGUCCCACAGGAAGGCUUUGCAGAAGUCCUGCUCCGCACUGGCAAGCUUGCCGAGACUAAGAGCGAGGGCCAGCAUCUCUUCCCUGCAACAGAAGUUCUGCUCCAGCUGGCGAGCGAUGCUUUUCCCCGGGACAUGACGCUGGCUCUGGCCUAUUUGCUCGCUCUUCCUCAGGUGCUGGAUGCUAACUCGUGUUUUGAGAAGCAGCCCCCCUCAGCCCUGUCUCUCCAGCUCGCUGCCUAUUACUACUCUCUCCAGAUUUACUCUCGACUAGCCCCCUGCUUUAAGGACAAGUGCAGCGCUCUCUACAGGGCUGAUCCGAAGGAGCUGAUUCAUCUGGUGACCAAGCACGUGACUGACCAUGAAGGUCAUGAUUGGGCUGAUGAGGAGCUGAAGGCUCUGAUUGGUCAGCUGCGUCUGUACAGUGAGCGGCUGACUGAUUUUACUCAGGCUCAGGUGCUUCGGGGCCUCGGGCGGGGAGUGGACGUUCAACGCUUCAGCAGCGACAACCAGUACAAGAAGGAGACCAUACUCGGCUUAGCAGAGACGUUAGAUGAGAGUGUGUAUGGGAUAUCUCGCUCUCUGGCCCAGCGCUACACUAUUCCUCUCUGGGAGGUUCAGAUGACACACCUAGAGUUCCUCUUCACUGACAGCGGCCUCUCCACCAAGGACAUAGAGAGUCAGAGCGAGUCUCUGAGUCUUUUCCACACUCUAAAGACCAAUCCUGAGUCCUUCUACAGCCACAUGAGCAAGUAUGUGUACCCAAGCAUCGCGGGCACAGACCUGCAGAGGCUGCUCUACUACUACACCCUUCUGGACAACUGCUCCUGCAACGACUACCUCCCUCCGUCCGCCAUGACUCUUGAUACACACGUCAAACUGCUUAAGAAACUCAAGGCUGUGGCCAAUGGGCUGGAUUAUAAGAAGCUAACAGACGAGGACUCUGACCCUCUGAAGGCUCUGGAGCCAGUGCUGACCAGCCAGAAUGUUCUGUCAAUCUCCAAACUGGCUGCACGGAUCCCUCUGAAGGCUGAUGAGGCUCUCACUGCGAGUGCUGUCCACUCCACAUGGCUACAUAAGCUUUUCUGGGAGGGGGAUGCCCACGUCCUCAAGAGAUCACCCCAAACUGACCAGGAAUACCUCCAUGCUUACGACACCUGCGCCAAGUACUUCGACAGGCUGCUGCCUUCAGAUGCUGUGAAGUUCCUGGAUGCCAUCACCUUUUCCCCGGAAGCAGCCUGUCAUCUGUCUGUUGAGACCAGAACAGAGAUCUGUAGUCGAGCGCUGAAGGCUCUGAAGGCCAUCAGUGAGAAGAGCAAGAAGAGGAGCGGAGAUGAUGGAACAAUUGAAAGCUCCACUUUCAGCUUUAACCACGCCCUCACCCACCUGCAGCAGUCCCUCAACCAUCUGGAGACACUAGGCCACGCCUUCCCCCUUUCACUCAGAAACAGCCAAGAGAAGCGUCUGCAGGAGUAUGGCAGACAGUAUGAUCUCUCCAGGUCAGACAGGGGGAAAGUGCAGCAGUUGGCUGUCACCAUGUCGCUGGAUGGUCAACCACUGGAGCGAAUUGAGCAGCUGCUGGGGGCCGCGGUACACCUGAGUGACCUGCAGCCGCGAGGUGUAGUGCAGGAGGCAGUGCAGAGAAUCAUAUCAUCACUCAGUGGUGAUGAAGACAUCCUAAAGGAUUAUUCAGACCCUAUGAAAGUGCUGGAAGGCAUAGUGGAAGCGGUACAGGACGACGUGCAGAAAGGGGGAAGUGCGGUGUCGUCUGAGGACCUGUUGGCAUGGUUACGGCCGUUCUGCGGGGACGACUCGAAGCCUGUGAGGCUUCGCAUCGAGGUUCUGCAGAUCCUGGAACAUUCUUUCCACCUCAGUGACGAGGACAUCCGCCUGCUGGUGUUCUUCAGGAGCCAGGCAGUGCUUAAAGCCUGCUGGCCAAACCGAGAGUGUGAGAUGAAGGAUAUUGAGAACGAGGAGAAGCGCUACUCUCUCUUCUUGGAGCUUCUGGAGUCUAGUAGAAAGUGGGAGGAGUUUCAGCACCUCAUGCUUCUCUUACAAGCAUGGCCUCCAACGACCAACAAGAGCAGGUUGGAGAGUGAGCAGAACCCGUGGGUGGGUCUGACAGCAGCGCUGCUCACACACGGCACAGCACCGGCAGGGGUCAGCGUGGGGGGAGAGGUGGUGGCCAUGUGCCGCUCGCUCUACACUACCAAGCACAAACUCAGUCCACAGUGUAUUGGUCAUAUCUCGUCUCUGCUGUUGAGUGCUGGGCUGAAGCUGGCUGCUCUGAAACUGAUGGCCGAAAGCAGAGAUGAGCAGCUCCUCAAACUGACCCUGGAUCAGAUCAAAGGCAUCUCUGAAAUAAGUGACGAGGUGUGUGAUUCGGAGCUUCUGUCUCUGCUUCUGGAUGCUCGUCUGCUGGUCAGUUGCGUGGACUCUGCUCUGUACCCGGCGAUGGUCUCUCACAUGCUGAGCGAGGGCCGCUGGGACGUGGAGGAGGCCGCCGCAGCGCUGCAACAGGCUGGACACAACACUCAGGCUGGAGCUUUGCUGCUCGCCCACCGGGGAACUCACCCCGCUCUGAGCACCUUCAACACCGCCCUCAAAGUCAUCCGGAAGUGGCUGUGAGGAGAACUUGUGUCUGUUCACCUCAGUUUAUAGACAGUCCACAUUGUGCCCUUCUAAGUUGCAUCAAAUUCUUAUUGGUAACACUUUACAGUAAGGGUACAUUAAUUUACAGUACUUACGACCGAAUAACUCAACUAAUUAUUAGUUCACACAUUUUAGACCGUAGUUAAGAAUUUAGUGACCAUCACAAUUUUUUUUAACUAAUGUCUAAAUUUACUGUUAUUUACAAAAUUUGUAAGCAUUAAAAUGUAGUCAUUGUUAAUAAUGUAUUAACUAGUCUCAAUAAAAAAAUAUUUCACCAUUUAACAAUGUUCAUUACUAUCGUAUAUACUGUUAAUUAAAGCACCCUUCUUAAACCCUAUCUGGGUGGGAUUAGGUACUCAGGGGGUCCUGGGAUAAUUUUUUCUUUUAUGUGGGGUCCUCCGUAAUUUUAUUUCCAUCCAGAACGACCGUGUACGUGUUUUUUCUCAGACGUCCUCAGAAAAAAAUUACAGGCUGAAUUAUCUACUGUUUUUCUAUGAACUCCAUGGUCCUCCGGUAAUUUUAUUCCCGUCCGAAACCACAUAUAUGAGUUUAGUCACCUUGCAUUUUAUAAAAAUAGCUAUUUGUCCACUGCCACACACCAUUAUUACACUUUGGGUGUGAGUUUCCACGGAUCCAAGUAAACAGUAGAAAUGGAGAAGCUUCUGAACAUGAUGUCGUGACUGAGAAAGCCAAAAAACUCACUGGUCCUCCUGUAUUUUCUGUUGCAGUCUGAACGCAAGAGUUUUAUCACUGAGCAGAAGUGUGAAAUAUUUUUCACAGACAUCCCCCCUGAGAAACGAAUCCCGCCCAGAAAAGGCUUUAUUCAACCAGAAUCCGUUUGGAAAACAGAUUUUAGUCAGUCAUUCUAAAUCUCAUGAAAUGCAUUUUAGCAGAUACAGUUUAGAAUAACAUUUUCAAUCAAAAUGGCCAAAUGUAACAGGCUGAUAUAGGUUAUGUCCACAUUUAUAUAUUGUAUAACAGUGUGUCAUAAAGCUUCAGAAACCACAUAAGCACGUCUGUUUGGGAUCUCUUAACAACACAUUUCAGUUUGAAGCAUGCAGGUGUUGAUGUCGGCAUGUAGUUUACACCAUUGGCAGAUAUAGGCUUCCAUAACUUUAGCUAAAUUCACAUUAUAGCACUAGUUUUCACAUUUGAAAUGUACAAUUCUUUAAAAUUAAAGAAGCAAGGAGCUCCGAGUGGUCCAGCAGGCUAAGCGCUGAUACUAUAAUUAACAGAUUGUCGGUUCGAAUCCUGCUGAUUUAGCUUGCCAUCGGCUACUGGAGCCCUGAGAGAGCACAAUUGGCCUUGCUCUCUGUGUGGGUAGAUGGCACUCUCUCUCCACAUCACUCCAAAGGGUGAUUUCGAUCAGCACAAGGCGUCUGUGAGCUGAUGUAUCAGAAACGAGUCGCUGCACUUUUCUUCGAGCUAACUGUGAUGAUACUCAGUGACUUCCUGACUUCACAUGGAGGAGGCAUGUGCUAGACUUCACCCUCCUGGUGUGUUGGGGCAUCACUAGUGAUGGGGGAGUUGUAAUGAGUGGGUUGGGUAAAUUGGGGAGAAAAUGCAAAAAAAUUAGAAAUAACAUUGAAUUAAAACAAAUAAAUAAAGAAGCAAACCUUAGACACCUAACAUGUUUGAUUACAUUUAAUUCAGUGUUUCUCAUCCCUGGUCCUGGAGCACUUUGCCCAGCACAUUUAUGCUACAUUCAUAUAUGAUUUUCUCAAUAAAUCCUAGGUCUAUUUUUUAGAGGCUGACAGCUGGGUUUAUCACUUACAUAAACACACCCUUGUUUGUCCAAUUUUCGACCAUUUUAUUUCAAACAUUGAGUGGUUUUUAAAAGACUAAUUACCUCUGUUACCUUUAUCACCUUCCUGUCUCACCACUGAAACCCUGACUCACCGCUGUUGUCCAUUUCCCUUGUAUAAUUUCACGUCUGCUUUCACUUCUCCUCACAGCCAACAGUCAGUUAAUUCAAAUAAUCGUGAAUCUGACAGGCCUUUCAGAAUGGCAGAGUGUGUAAAAGCAGUGAAACUAUUCAAAUGUGCAGAGCAGGGUGAUUGCAGGACGAUGAUUGAGAAACACUGCUUUAAUGCAAUGUGUAUACAUUACAUUCUCACUUUAAGUAAUAAAAUUAGGUCAUAGAACCAGUGCAGAGCUGAGAGCACAUGCAAAGGUUUCAGGGUGAUAAGAUGAUAGUAGUUUUUAUCCUAUUUCUGAUCAGAGACGUGGUCCACAGCACCCCCCUCUCCACCAUUCUCUGUUAAAGCUGUUUGAUGUGGGUAUAAUCACAUUACUCAGGCUGUUUAGUCACACUAGCCCACUUUAACGCUCAUUACUGGGCAGAUCUCUAAUUGAAACGGCACGUGGUCUACAUGUCUCUCAGCCGUAUGUCUUUUUAGUGCCAUGUGUCAAACGUUCCACACGACUUUCUGUUCCCAAUCUGUUCUCAGUUUUGUCCCUGUUGAGUUGGAAACAGAUUAUUAUACCCUCUAGAAAUCAAAUGCCACCCUGUUGCUUUAGGUUUAUUACGUGUGUUGAGAAGCUGGAUGACGAUGAAGGUUAAAUCAUGUUGGGUUAGCUCAUUCCUCUUCCACACCUUGAUCUGUUCAAAUUUAUAGAUGUGUGUUUUAAUGCCGACUGAAUAGAGGAUGGGUUCUGUGUUCCCCUUUCAGGGGCUGUAGCUUUUUAUGUGGUGCAUCAAAUAAAGAUUUUCAAAUUCA